Molecule: messenger RNA, 1698 nt
Organism: Saccostrea cuccullata (small rock oyster)
Lineage: Eukaryota; Metazoa; Mollusca; Bivalvia; Ostreida; Ostreidae
Exons: 10
Coding region: 1-1479 (492 amino acids)
Source: RefSeq, a predicted model, not a curated record
AUGAGUAACCUCGGGGACAACCUGCUCGUAAAAGACUUAUACAUGUAUGAUCGAUUGUUAAAAAUGAGAUACUGUUUUAUUUGCAUUUGUUUUUCAGAUUUUCGUGUUUCUAGUCGAUGCUUUAAUAAGCCUCACUUUCUCAGCCAAUGGACGGAUGUGGAGGCACAGAGGACCAGGAAACCCGUCACCUUAGAACACGAAUGUGGAGAUUUUCCUGCGAAAGUAGAGAUCCAGGUUAGACCGAAAACCGGAAACUGGACUAAUUUUUAUUUUCCUGGAAUCGGCUCCUCUCAGAGAGAUGAUGAUAGGAAUAAGACGUACGGUGGAAUCGUGUAUAAAUACAACAAGGACGAAGUGGUUUUGUUCAUACCUGGUGCUAACGAUGGAUAUUCAUCAGGGACAAUAAUUUACACAGGUGCGUCUACCUGGCGAGGCCCUGUUGCCCAAAGAGAAAGUCGAGCACAGGUACGAACUUUAGUCUGGUGUCCAGGUGAUCUCCCGAGUCCUUCACACCAAUCACAAUGGAUUCCAUUCAAUAAUUCUGGAAUCGGUUCAUUCUUGGAAAUUCCUCACAACCAAGGAACUUUUCCAGAUCUAAUUACUGUUCAGAUUCGCCAAGAGGGCACAGAAUGGCUGUCGGACGGGAUAGGAUCUAUGUCUGCUCUAAAACCAGACAGCACUACAUCCUGGGGAGGAGUGAUCUACGGUUAUAACAGAAGCCACGUGAGGGUGUGGGCACCAUAUCGUAAAAAUGGUAAACUCUUUUCUGCUGAUGAUGGUUGGGGUUCUUCAACAGAAUCAUGGUCACGUGGUCUAGUCAGAAUAAAAUCCUGGAAGGUUACAAAUAUGCACUACGUUACAACACAGCUUAACCAGAACAGCAACAAUGAACUCCCUCUCAACACGGUGUAUAACCAGAACGAGGAUUUUAUGAUUGUCAAAGUUCUUGCUGACAAUGGGAAUAACAAGGGUUUUCUAUUUCCGGCCUCUGGGGCAGUACAGAAUGACGACGGUAUGUCCGCCUAUGGCGGCGUCGUCUACGCAGCUUCCCGUGAUACCCUGCGGAUCUGGACCCCAGUACUGUCGGGUUCUAGGUAUCUCAUCUACAUCAACGAUGACUGGGGAAAUUCAAUGUAUCCUCAGACUUCUAUAUCUGCCAAAUUACUGAUUCAGAUUUGGAGAUCAACCACAUGUGCAGCGUCCACGGCUCCCUUAGCAACUCCUUCUACCUCUAUCAACCAAAAGUCCAGUAAAUCAGUUUCAACCACCUCCACCUCCAUUAAUUCACAGACCAGUAAUUCAAAUUUAAAAUCAAAUCAAGCACAAUCAUCAAAAUUAUCAACAACUUCCCCUGUGGUACCCGCUGCUGUUGGUGGUAGCUUGUUAUUAUUGGCUGUCUCGGGGGCGGUGGUGGCCGUAGUCUUGUGGAAAAAGUACCGAAGGAACAGAGUUGUCAGCGAGACCAAAGAAGAAGGAUAAAGAAUUAUGUAAAGUAAAUUUCAGUAACAAAAUAGUGCCAAAUUAUUUCUUUGGUGUACGACUCAAAUAAGAAAAUAAUUGUUAAUAUGUCAUGACAUUUAGAUAUGAUAUUAGAGUUCUGUCCAUUUAAGACAAAAAAAAAGAAGACCUUUUUUAUACAUAGGCCAGAAACAAAGCGUAGAAAUGGUGCAUUAAUGUAUUACCAUUCCAUUAUAUAAU